Scomber japonicus (chub mackerel) is the source of this 1028-nucleotide messenger RNA. RefSeq names its product trafficking protein particle complex subunit 5 (gene trappc5). Gene Ontology annotation, cellular component: TRAPPI protein complex; TRAPPII protein complex; TRAPPIII protein complex. Gene Ontology annotation, biological process: endoplasmic reticulum to Golgi vesicle-mediated transport. The transcript is spliced from 3 exons. NCBI's taxonomy places the organism in Eukaryota, Metazoa, Chordata, Actinopteri, Scombriformes, Scombridae. The record is from RefSeq and is a predicted model, not a curated record. The coding region runs from base 15 to 632 and encodes 205 amino acids.
UGCCAUGUGACACGAUGACAUCACACCAGGAAGUGGAAGUCAUCAAAACAACAAAAACAUUAGAGAUGGAGACUCGCUUCACUAAAGGCAAGUCUGCUAUUUUGGAGCGGCCUCUCAGCCGACCUAAGACCGAGGUGAGCGUGAGCGCCUUCGGCUUGCUGUACUCGGAGGUGGUGCAGUACAGCCAGAGCCGGGUGUACUCGGUGUCCGAGCUGCAGGCCCGGCUGGCAGAGCUGGGUCAUCGGGUGGGAGCCAGUCUGCUGGACGUGCUGGUCCUGAGGGAGAGGAGCGGCAAGAGAGAGACCAAAGUGCUGAACAUACUACUUUUCAUCAAGGUAUCUGUUUGGAGAGCCUUGUUUGGCAAAGAGGCAGACAAGCUGGAGCAGGCCAAUGACGAUGACAAGACGUAUUAUAUAAUCGAAAAAGAGCCCCUUAUCAAUAUGUACAUCUCUGUCCCGAAGGAGAACAGCACCUUGAACUGUGCAGCCUUCAUCGGAGGCAUCGUAGAUGCCAUCCUCACCCAUAGUGGCUUCCCCGCCAAGGUGACGGUCCACUGGCACAAGGGCACCACGCUCAUGAUCAAGUUUGAUGAGGCGGUGAUAGCCAGAGACAAAGCCCUGGAGGGCAGAUAGGGCAGGGACAGAAGGGAGUGAAGAUUGGAAGAGAUAUUAAGAGUGUGUGUGUGUGUGUGUGUGUGUGUGUGUGUGUGUGUGUGUGUUUGUGUAGAUGCAGGUCUGAAUGUUAAAUAUCUGCUGGAAUGUCUGUAACAUGGCUGCAGGGCCACUAUAGGUGAAGGCUUUGAAGGUGUUUAUUUAUUUGAAAAUAGUGGACUGUGAGUUCACUGAUUCACAAGAACAUGAAAAUGCAAAGGAGAGCAGGACUGCACAUAACAAUUGUUUUCGUUAUCAAUUAAUCUUCACAUAAUGUGCUUGAUUAACUGUUUGGUAAAUAUCAGAAAAUUGUGUAUAAUUUCCAAGAUUGAAGUCGACAGCUUUUUUCCGAGCAACAGUCAAAAACCCAAAUAGAUG